Molecule: messenger RNA, 895 nt
Organism: Lindgomyces ingoldianus
Lineage: Eukaryota; Fungi; Ascomycota; Dothideomycetes; Pleosporales; Lindgomycetaceae
Exons: 7
Source: RefSeq, a predicted model, not a curated record
AUGCAGCCCUUCUCUCGAUGGGGUAAUGAAACUGCCUCAAUUUGGCGCGAACUAGCUCGACAGCCAAAAACGCACUGUUCGAGAUGGCUCAAAGACGCGGAGAGUGGAAGGGAAACGGGUCGCAAACUCAACACAAGUUUGAAAGAAGAGGAAUGCGAUAAACUCAAAAGAUUGUUUCAAGAAAGUCGAGAAUCUCAAGAUGUGAGAUGGAGAUGUAAGCUGGUAACACCGAAGUCCGAGUUCAAGCUAACCGAAGAGGGUUAUAUUCGACAAAGUGCUGCGGAGACUAUCGAUUUUAACCGAAACCAAAAUGUACAGCCUCAAAAGCCAAUGCUCACCCUAGAUCCUGAACCCAAAACGAAACUGGGAUUUAUGCAAUCAGGCAGAUCCCACCAUGGAAACUUUCUAGAAGCGCAAUUGAGGUUACGCAAGCGGCAACACAUUCAAUCCCCUAAGAAAACAUACACUACCUCACUAGUCUCGGCAAUCUUGGUCCUGUAUCCAGGUCACGCAGUCCCGUUUCUCAUAUACACUGCCCCGGAUUUCCCAGUGGUGCUCCCUCCUACAAUUUCAAACUACUCCUCUCAUUGGCCCGCAUUUAGCGAGUUCUUAAUCGUUUACGUCUUUCUCAUAUAUAUUAAUCUCAAGGUGUCACCGGACGAGGUGCUCCGCUCCGCGAGGGGGAUGGAGCGUUGGGCAAAAUUUGGAGGCUCGUGGCACUUUACGAAUGAGUCCAUGGUUGGUGGAUGCGAGAAGUAUUUUCCGCCGACCGGGAUGCGGAUGGCUGGAGAGUUACUCGAAACGGGAGAGUGCACGUCUGGCAUCUUGAAGCCAGGGUUUCCCGUGGUGUUUUCGGUGCGACGACAUUUGAUAUUUGGAUACCAGCUACCAUCUU